GAUGUACGAAUUAUACAAAAAAUUUGACAGAAAUGGAGAUGGAACAAUUACAAUUGAAGAUGUUCAAACUUAUUUUCAAGAAAUAGGUCUUGGUUUUGUAUCACCAUAUUUGGCAAAAGGGUUAUUUCUGUUAGUUGAUAAAAAUCAAAACGGCCGUCUUGAUUUUGUUGAUUUAAUGGGAUUAUGUUCAAUAGUAUAUAAAUUAACUCAAACAUUUGGUGGUACUGGUGGUGAUAGCGGUGGCCUUUUUUAA
Molecule: messenger RNA, 253 nt
Organism: Adineta ricciae
Lineage: Eukaryota; Metazoa; Rotifera; Eurotatoria; Adinetida; Adinetidae
Source: the annotation of a GenBank genome assembly